AUGGAACCUGGUGGUGUUGAGCUGAACAAGGAUGAGUGUGUGGUGGUGUGUAAGCCAGUGCGUUUGAGUGAGGCGUGCAUACUGACCUACUCGUGUCAACGACGCAUUUCUACUUCUGUCUUCUUUCUCUUGUCCAAUAAGGCGGCUGUGAUAUCUUGGGUAUUUAGAAUCCAGCAUGAUACCGGCAGCUACAUUCGCAAUGGGCCCUUGUCGUUUGAUGUGAACACGGAAGAGUCUAAAUUGUGCGCCAAGCAAAUCAAGACUCUGACGAUCGGUGAUACCUGCACACGCUAG
Messenger RNA from Mesocestoides corti, 294 nucleotides. NCBI's taxonomy places the organism in Eukaryota, Metazoa, Platyhelminthes, Cestoda, Cyclophyllidea, Mesocestoididae. The record is from the annotation of a GenBank genome assembly.